Molecule: messenger RNA, 1040 nt
Organism: Cyprinodon tularosa
Lineage: Eukaryota; Metazoa; Chordata; Actinopteri; Cyprinodontiformes; Cyprinodontidae
Product: metalloproteinase inhibitor 3
Exons: 5
Coding region: 86-727 (213 amino acids)
Biological process (GO): negative regulation of membrane protein ectodomain proteolysis; negative regulation of endopeptidase activity
Cellular component (GO): extracellular matrix
Molecular function (GO): metalloendopeptidase inhibitor activity; protease binding
Source: RefSeq, a predicted model, not a curated record
UCUGCUCCGGCAGAAGGAGUGACUCCCUGCAGGAGGUGAAGUGAUCCAGCUCUCUCAGGCAGAUUAUCACUGGUAGUUUGGAGCCAUGCUGUCCGCCAUGCAGCACCUGAGCAGCCCGCUGUUGCUGCUGCUCCUCUGCAGCCCGCAGAUGACUGACAGCUGCUCCUGCGCGCUCUCUCACCCGCAGGACGCUUUCUGCAACGCCGACAUCGUGAUCAGAGCUAAAGUGGUCGGCAAGAAGCUCCUGGGAGACAGACCGUUCGGAACAAUGCGCUACACCGUCAAGCAAAUGAAGAUGUACAAAGGAUUCAAUAAAGUUCAGCACGUGCAGCACAUUUACACCUACGCCGCCGAGAGUCUGUGUGGCGUCAAGUUCGAGAUCAACAAGUACCAGUACCUGAUCACAGGUCGCGUUUAUGACAACAAGGUUUACACGGGGCUCUGCAACUUUAAUGAGAAGUGGGAACGCCUUUCGCUGGCGCAGAAGAAAGGUUUCAACCAUCGCUACCAGCUGGGAUGCAACUGCAGAAUCAAGCCCUGCCAAUACCUGCCAUGCUUCGUGACCUCAAAGAACGAGUGCCUGUGGACGGACAUGCUGUCCCACUUUGGCUAUCCCGGCUACCAGUCCCGGCAGUACGCCUGCAUCCAGCAGAAGGAGGGCUACUGCAGUUGGUACCAGGGCAUGGCCACCCGCGAUAAAACCAUCCUCAACGCUACUGAUCCCUGAUUCCAAACCCGUCGCUUCAGAAACCAACUCUCUGUAACCCCAUUUCUGUCCCGCUCUUGGAUUACCUUAACUGGACUCGUGACGGCCUUCUUUAAAAGGCAGAAAAGAGCAGAUAUAUUACAGUGCCUGUCUGUAGCACUUCUGAUGCCCUUCAAGCUUCUAUUGUUUUCCCACUCAAUCAGCAACCGUCCUAGAGGUACACCAGAUGUUUAGCAUCAGUCUAUGCAGGACAUUACCAGUCUGUGACGGGAUCUUUAGAAAUUGAACUGCCACCGACUCAAAGCAGCUAAUCUACUGAUUAUUUGAUCGAUUU